ACAACAUACAAAAAAACAAGAGAAGAACAUUCAAUUUAUUGAAUCAUUGGUGAAAAAGGGUAGGGGAAAUUAAUCUCCCCAACCCUCCUAACCACAAAUAUUGAAAUGAAAGUUUGGGAAAAAACAACAGGAAUUCUCAAAGACAAGAACAGCAUUUGGGUUGCAAAAUUAUCAAGAAAGGGUCCAUGGCGUAAUCCUGAUCUUGAAACUAUUAUAAUCAAAGCAACAAGCCACGACGAAAACCGAAUCGAUUUUAAAAACGUUCAAAGAGUUUUCAAAUGGUUAAGAACCUCUCCUUUGUAUUUGAAACCUCUUAUUUGGUCUCUCUCAAUGCGUAUGCAAAAAACUAAGAGUUGGGUUGUCGCUCUUAAAGGCUUAAUGCUCAUUCAUGGCGUUUUUUGCAUUGGUAUUCCUGUCGUACAAAAAAUGGGUAGGUUACCUUUUGAUUUAUCCAAUUUCAAUGAUGCUUAUUUGAACCCUUCAAAAGCCUGGGAUGUUAAUUCCUUUGUUCGUGCUUAUUUCGCUUAUUUGGAUCAAAGAUCUGCUUUUGUUUCCUCUGAUCUUAAGAGUUUGAACAAAAAUAACAAGAAGGAUAUCCAAGUUGAAGAGACCUUGAUGGAAGAGCUUGAGAAGUUGCAAAAGUUGCAAUCUUUGAUUGAUAUGCUUUUGCAAAUUAAACCAAGGGAUGUCAAUUACCUCAACAAUGUUUCUUUGAUUCUUGAAGCAAUGGAUUGUGUUAUAGUUGAGGUUUUUGAUGUUUAUAGUAAGUUUUGUAACAGGAUUGCAAGGGUUUUGUUGAGGAUAUAUGAUGUUGGUGGAAAAAUCGAAGCUUCUAUAGGACUUAAGAUUUUGCAAAGAGCUUCUAUUCAAGGUGAUGAAUUGUCUUCAUAUAUUGAGUUUUGUAGGGAUAUUGGUGUUCUUAAUGCUUCUCAAUGUCCUAAGAUUCAAAAAAUAUCUAAAGAAGAUAUUGAAGAUCUUGAGAAGAUCAUUAGUGGUGCUUAUGAUGCCAAGAAAAGCUUGGAGGGUGUUGAUGAGAAUGAAGAUUACAAGGCUUUUGUGGCAAUAGAUGAUUGCUUGCAGCACAAGCAAUCACAUAAUGGAUUGAAAACAGUGAUCACUCACCAAUGGGAGGUAUUUUAUGAUGACACAGUGGUUUAUGAUGUUAAAGGAAAUACUGUCUUCAAUGGUGAGAAGGCUAAUAUCAAUGUCAUUGAUACAACCAACCCUUUUAAGGAGGAACAUUCAUAUAGCCUUGUACCUUAUUUUCCUGUUCACGUUAAUCAAGUUCUUCCUGACCUAAUUAGUUUGUAGAAUCAUACUAUAGCAAUAUUGAUAUGUUCAUGUAUUUUUUUAAAAAAAAAAAUAUUAAUGUUCAUAUACAUGAUUGCUUUUUCAAUAUAUAAGAUUCACUAUCUAUUAAGAA
Molecule: messenger RNA, 1423 nt
Organism: Cicer arietinum (chickpea)
Lineage: Eukaryota; Viridiplantae; Streptophyta; Magnoliopsida; Fabales; Fabaceae
Product: putative clathrin assembly protein At1g25240
Biological process (GO): vesicle budding from membrane; clathrin coat assembly; clathrin-dependent endocytosis
Cellular component (GO): clathrin-coated pit; clathrin-coated vesicle
Molecular function (GO): 1-phosphatidylinositol binding; phosphatidylinositol-4,5-bisphosphate binding; SNARE binding
Source: RefSeq, a predicted model, not a curated record